Microplitis demolitor is the source of this 1927-nucleotide messenger RNA. It is a transcript of the gene Pka-R1, whose product is annotated as cAMP-dependent protein kinase type I regulatory subunit. Gene Ontology annotation, cellular component: cAMP-dependent protein kinase complex. Gene Ontology annotation, biological process: regulation of protein phosphorylation. The transcript is spliced from 5 exons. Bases 758 to 1720 code for a protein of 320 amino acids. Gene Ontology annotation, molecular function: cAMP-dependent protein kinase regulator activity. The record is from RefSeq and is a predicted model, not a curated record. Lineage: Eukaryota; Metazoa; Arthropoda; Insecta; Hymenoptera; Braconidae.
GAAUGCACGUGCCCGUGUCUCAUACUCAUACUAGUACUCAUCGCUGUUAUCAUUAUCAUCACCAUCGAGUAUUACUUUACUUCCUAUAUGAUAUAAUAAUAAUAAAAGUUAUAGUAUGUACAUAUGUUGUAAAGUUUUAAAAUAUAUAUAUAGAUGUAUGUUAUAUGUCAUGCAAAUAUGUGUUGUGAAUAUGAUGAUGAUACACGAGGACUAUGUGUACUGUGUAUAAGAGUAGCAAGAGGGUUUUACGGUUGUUGUGUAUAGAACUUGUAGGGGAUUGAAGGUCUAAUCUUAGAAUAUGCUCGAAAUAUAACGAGUGACAUGUUAUAUUAGCCAACAGCUAUAAUAUCACACAAAUAGAGAAGAGGGAGAAGAAGUGGUCGUCUGGUUUUAUCGUAAUAACAUGAAAAUAUGGAAACGCGAUUUUAUAUUUUUGCCUCCUUAGUAUCUUACUGCGUACAAGAGAGAUAGUUUUACAAAUAUAUAAUAACAACUCAAUAAUAAGUUAAUUUUAUUUGUUAGAGUAAUUUUCGUCGUAUCAAUUAGUACUGAAUAUACACAAACACACACAUAAGCACACACAAAACGAUACUUACUCAAUUAAACUUUGUUCCAGUUAAUUCAAUUUCUCCUUAGUGUACACUACUUUUAUUUAAUUAGUGAAUCGUGUUACUGGUAUAUACUUGUGCUUCAGUGAAAUUUUAAAAACUGAUAAUUUAUAUAUUUUAUUUAUUAUUUAAUUGUUUAAUUGUUAAUAAUGAAUGAGGAACAAGCGCACGAUGCUAAACAACAGAUUGCGACGAGUCCCGAGGACAUUGAGGAUCUUCCAGCGGGUCAACAAGGACCUCAAGUACCGCGGCGCCGAGGUGGAAUAUCUGCCGAGCCAGUGUCUGAAGAAGAUGCUACGAGUUACGUCAAAAAAGUCGUGCCCAAAGAUUACAAAACGAUGGCUGCAUUGAGCAAGGCCAUUGCCAAAAAUGUUUUAUUCGCACAUCUUGAUGAAAAUGAAAGAUCAGAUAUUUUUGACGCAAUGUUUCCGGUAACUUUUUUACCUGGAGAACCAAUUAUCCGCCAAGGCGAUGAAGGAGAUAAUUUCUAUGUAAUUGAUCAAGGAGAAGUCGAGAUAUUUGUUAAUGGUGAACUAGUUACAACAAUUGGUGAGGGUGGCAGCUUUGGUGAAUUGGCGUUGAUCUAUGGAACUCCACGUGCUGCAACAGUACGAGCUAAGACCGACGUUAAACUCUGGGGAAUUGAUCGCGACUCUUAUCGACGUAUUCUCAUGGGCUCUACAAUCAGAAAAAGAAAAAUGUAUGAAGAAUUUUUAUCUAGAGUAUCUAUUCUUGAAUCGCUUGAUAAGUGGGAGCGAUUAACGGUAGCAGAUGCCCUCGAACCAGUUGUUUUUGAAGAUGGUGAAACGAUUGUGAGACAAGGAGAGCCUGGAGAAGAUUUUUAUAUCAUUGUUGAAGGAACGGCUGUUGUUCUUCAGCAGCGUAGUGAAGGAGAAGAACCAACAGAAGUUGGAAGACUUGGUCCUUCUGAUUAUUUUGGUGAGAUCGCAUUAUUGCUAGACAGGCCACGUGCAGCAACGGUGGUAGCUCGCGGUCCAUUGAAAUGCGUUAAACUGGACAGAGCACGCUUCGAGCGGGUCUUGGGGCUGUGCGCAGACAUUCUCAAACGGAACAUCACCCAGUAUAAUAGCUUUGUUUCACUAUCUGUGUGAAUUAUGCAUGAAACUUGAAUGUUAUAUAUACACUAUUGCGAUAAAUAAAUAUAUAAAUCUUAAUUAUUAAAAUUCAAAAAUUCAUUUAUUAUAGUUGUUAUAAUUUCUUAUUUUAUUAAUAUUUUCAUUAUUAAUCUACAUUGUGCAUUGGUACCAAACUAUAUUGUCAUGUUCGAUGUCUGUAAUAAAAUAUAUAAAUUAAAUUAA